AUGGUGGAGCGCGUCAACUCCAACAUGCUGUUUGCCAAUUUCAAUCAGGACUUUACGUGCAUCUCCGUUGGCACGCGCAAAGGCUACAGCAUUAUUAACUGCGACCCCUUUGGCAGAGUCUACACUAUGAAUGAUGGCGCGCGGGGAAUCGUCGAGAUGCUGUUCUGUACAUCCCUCAUCGCCCUGGUGGGCGCCGCUGACUUCCCCCAAUCAAGUCCACGCAAGCUGCAGAUUGUUAAUACAAAGCGGCAAUCGAUGAUUUGUGAGCUCCUUUUUCCCUCCUCCAUCCUUGCCGUCAAGAUGAACCGCAAAACGCUUGUCAUCGUGCUCAAACUCGAGAUCUACAUUUAUGACAUCUCCAACAUGCGACUGUUACAUGUGAUAGAAACAACACCGAACGAAGAGGCUAUUGUUGCUCUCUCACCAUCGUCCGACAACUCUUACCUCGCUUAUCCGUCCCCCGUUCCAUCGCCUACCUCCCCCCUCGCACAGCCAUCUGUGCAGCCCUCUUCACCACCUCCUGCAAACCAACAGACGGGCGAUGUACUCCUGUUUUCGACGCGCUCGUUGUCCGUGGCAAACGUGAUCCAGGCGCACAAGUCACCAAUAUCGUUCCUCUCCAUCAACAGCACAGGCACGCUCCUUGCGACAGCGUCGGACAAGGGCACCGUCAUCCGUGUAUGGAGCAUCCCCGGCGCGGAGAAGCUAUACCAGUUCCGCAGGGGCACGCGCGAGGCGCGCAUAUACUCUAUCAGCUUCAACCUUGUCUCAACGCUCCUUGCGGUGAGCUCGGCGCACGAUACCGUACACAUCUUCAAGCUUGGUCAGCAGCAGAAGUCAGGGACAUCGAGCUCGAAGUCUGUCCCGAGUCCGUCGAGCCCGUCGGAGUCGCUGGACAGCCGCGAGGGCUCGCAGGGUCUUGAUGGUGGUUAUGAGGCGUAUGUUGACAAGAAGAAGACCGGGAGCGUCUCAUCGGCUUUGAGACGGAGAUCGAUGCAUCUAACGAAGAACCUUACGUCAUCUGUUGGAGGAUACCUCCCGAACACCUUGACGGAGAUGUGGGAGCCUUCGCGUGACUUCGCAUUCCUUAGGUUACCGACGAGCGGUGCGCGGUGUAUUGUUGCUCUCAGCGGGACGAUGCCGCAAGUAAUGGUAAUAUCGUCAGAAGGUUACUUCUAUUCAUACAACAUCGACUUAGAGAAUGGUGGGGAAUGCUCGCUACUAAAGCAAUAUAGCUUGCUAGACCCGAAUGAUGAGUCUGCCAACGACUGA
Molecule: messenger RNA, 1272 nt
Organism: Sparassis crispa
Lineage: Eukaryota; Fungi; Basidiomycota; Agaricomycetes; Polyporales; Sparassidaceae
Product: Autophagy-related protein
Exons: 8
Coding region: 1-1272 (423 amino acids)
Biological process (GO): autophagy of mitochondrion; protein lipidation; nucleophagy
Cellular component (GO): extrinsic component of membrane; cytosol; fungal-type vacuole membrane
Molecular function (GO): phosphatidylinositol-3,5-bisphosphate binding; phosphatidylinositol-3-phosphate binding; protein binding
Source: RefSeq, a predicted model, not a curated record